AUGUUGCCGGUAUUGAAUAAAAUUAAUCAGUUUACUGAUAACAUUUACAUGAACUCGAUAGAUACCCUUCAAAAUAUCGAUAGUACUUAUAAAAAUCAUCUAAAAUUAAACUAUAAAAAGAUAAAAUAUAUCAAAUUUAAAGAAUGCUGCGAUAAUAGCAUUUCAAAUUCAAUCAAUGAGCUAUCAACUUAUGAUUUUAAUAAAUUUAAUUCUUUAAAGACUUUGUUAUUAAGCCAUGGCAGUUUACCUUCAAAUAUCGGUAUAAAUAAUUUAAACUUGUAUAAUUUAAAAACUUUGAAUUUAAAUUUUAAUAAUAUCUCCUCAAUAAAUCAAUUCAAUAACUUGCCGAAUUUAAGAAGAUUAAAACUAUCAAAUAAUCAAAUUUUUAAAAUCGAUGGUUUAAAUAAUUUAUCAAACUUGAGACACUUGGACUUAUCUCAUCAAAUUAUUAAACAUGAAUUCUUAUUACCUGAACUGUAUUUAAUCAAUAAAAUUGAAAAUGUUAAUCAUUUGUCUAACUUAAGAGGCUUGAAUUUAUCUCAAAAUGCAAUUCAAUCAAUUGAAAAUGUAUAUAAUUUACCAUAUUUAAAAUUCUUAGAUUUAUCAAAUAAUCUAAUUCAAUCGGAUCUUAAUUUCAGUUUAAAUCUAAAUAAUUUGUCAUCAAAUUUAAACGUUCUAUUACUCAAUGGAAAUUUAAUUCAAUCAAUAUCAAAUGUAUACUGGCAAAAUUUUAAAAAUUUGAAAAAAUUAGAUUUAUCUCACAAUAAAAUUGUUGAAAUACCUGAAAGUUUUAAUUGUUUAACUAAUUUAAAUGAAUUGUUUCUAGAAAAUUGUGGUUUCAAAAAUGGUUAUGAAAAUAGUUUAAAUAAUUUAAGCAAUUUAAAUAAUCUAAAAUUGUUAGUCUUAUCAAAUAAUAAAAUUGAAGUAAUUGGCGAUUUAUUUGAUUCAAGCAAUAACAAUUUACAGCUUUUAGAUCUAUCUUUUAAUUGCAUUCAAAGCAUUGAUUCACCUUUUAAAAAGUUGAGAAAUUUGAAAAAUUUAGAUUUAAGUUAUAACAAAAUUAAACAAAUAACUGGGUUUGAUAAUAAUAAUAAUCUAAUAAAUUUAAAUCUACAAAAUAAUUUUAUAAACCAUCUUGAUAAUUUAAAAAAUUUGACUAAAUUAACUAGAUUAAAUUUAAUGAAAAAUCAUUUAACUUGUUUAAAUCCGUUAAAUUGUCUAAUAAAUUUACAAGAAUUAAAUUUACAGAAAAAUAAAAUAAGUGAUAUCAAUGGUAUGAGACUAAAUAAUCUUACCAAAAUUGAUCUUAGCCGUAAUUUGAUACGAAGCGUUAGUUUAUUUGACACACAAGAAUCCUUUUACUUUAAUUUUAACAAUUUUAAUAACUAUAAUAAACCAAAAUUUUCAAAUUUAAAAUCUAUAAGAUUAAAUGAAAAUAAAAUUGAAAAAAUUUCUAUUAAAAUUGAUAAUAAUAAAUUUACAAAUUUAGAAUUUAUUGAUUUAUCACAUAACCGAAUUAAAAAAGAGAAUAAUUUACAAGUCAAUAUAGCUGUGAAUAAUGAUAUUAAAUCACAUUUAAAAAUAAAACUUGAUGGUAAUCAAUUAUCAAAAUACAAAAUAAUACCCAAAAACAACGUAAAUAAUGAGGUUGCACCAUUGCCCUUAUUUAAUGGCUUAGUUUUGGGAUUGUCUUGA
Ascoidea rubescens DSM 1968 is the source of this 1695-nucleotide messenger RNA. Its product is annotated as leucine-rich repeat domain-containing protein. The record is from RefSeq and is a predicted model, not a curated record. Lineage: Eukaryota; Fungi; Ascomycota; Saccharomycetes; Ascoideales; Ascoideaceae. Gene Ontology annotation, molecular function: protein binding. Bases 1 to 1695 code for a protein of 564 amino acids. The transcript has a single exon.